This is a messenger RNA of Cooperia oncophora, 270 nucleotides long. Lineage: Eukaryota; Metazoa; Nematoda; Chromadorea; Rhabditida; Trichostrongylidae. The record is from the annotation of a GenBank genome assembly.
AUGAAACGACAAGCCAGGCGUGACCCACUUCAAGAUGAGGCGAUUAGAAAGCCAUUAGCACUAAUGAUCACUGGUGAGAACUGUAGUCGAAAGCCGACAAUCCUCAGGACGUACAAGGAGCCACCUAACGCUAACGUAAAGCCCGUUGGACAGACAUCGGCGGUCAUCGAUGGCAAUGGACAUGUUGAGUACCAGGUGUAUGGUGACUAUUCGACUCAUAUGACAAGCAGAAUUGGCGUGCCUUGUGGAUUUGGUGAUUGCGGAAGAUGA